AUAUAAGGGUUUUACAAAAGUUACACACAUAAGUUGUCGAUUUGAGGAUGUUGGCCUAGUCAUGCAAACUCGCCUCGUCGUUGGAUUGAGAAUCAUACUUAACUCAAUCUUAUAUUUCGUACUUAGCUUGUUGCUAUUGAUUUUCUAAAUUUUAGUUGAUUUGUCAUCUUGAGGUUUGGAAGUUGAGGGCUUUUUUUUUUGUAGAAAGUUGAUGAAAUUUUUAAAAUGGUAGCGAGUAUGUUGUAUAAUCUUUGUUUGCCGGGUAUCUAUGGAGUCGAGGUUUGCCGAUUUCCUCUCGUAUAAAAAUAAUAAUAAAUUGGUUGAAAUUGUGAUUAAACAAAACAAAAAUUGAAAUGAAUAUUUGGUUUGAUUUUUGUUUUUGCUUGCUUGCAGUGUGUUUUCUCCUUGUUGUUUCUUUCGUUUCGUCCGAGUUUGAGUCUUUCUGUUUGGGUUCGAAAACUCUGUUCGGCUUUUGUCCUCGGCUCGUCUACCGUCUUGACGAAGGAGCUGUUUUUUCUGUUUGUUUUAUUUUGUUACAGUUUCAGACCUUUGUUCCUUGAUUUUUAAUGAAUUGACCAUUAAAAAAAAACCAAAUUGCCACAAACUGAAACUUUCGUGACCAAUAUGUAAAACCUAGCUGCUUAAAAUGCAAUUUCCUAUAGGAGAGAGCAUCCCCAUUUAAUAAGUUUCGUAUCCGUGGGUGACACGGAUUGCGACAAGUAAUGUAAACUAACGAGAUUCAGGGCCAUGAGAUAGGGCUGCAAUAAUGCAAAACCAGGACCAUUUUUUGCAGGUGGGGGAAGGAAAGGAUUGAGAUCUCUGAACCGAAACUAGACGAACAAUUGGCAUCCGAAUUCCAAGUCAUUCAAGAGGAAAAAAAUAAAAAACACCCAUGUCGCUCCAAAGAAACACCCAACUGUGGAAUUCUAGACUUUCACUCCAAUUAUAAGGCGGCCCGCCAGCCAGAUUCCGAUUCGCCGACGGGUAACAAUCAACGGACCCGUACGAGGGGGAUAAUCGGAAUUCCAAACAGCAACAAGUUGAAGAAUCAUUCGAGAAGAUGGCGACUAUCCGUGGACAUCAAAUCUGUAAACGACAAGAUCCCCUGUUCACACAAUAGCCAUAUCUCCUAGCUAGCAGCCCUUCUCUCAAGAACCCUACUUUUUACAGCACCCUUUGAGAAGCUCUGUGUUCGACUUCCACCAGGGCUUGCAGACUGACGACUUCUGGAAGAUUAGUGAAGACGGCGGACACGGCGAUUUUGAGGGCGGCCACUGCUCUGCCGCCAGAAUGUACCCGGUUUCUCUGUCGCCGCCGGCGUAUUUCAGGAAGUCGUCAACGUCGGUGAUCUUGAAUGGGAGGAGGGUGAUUGAUUCUUGGAGGGUCAAUGAUUGGAUGGUUAAAAAAAGGGUUGCUUGGGAAAGAAGCAGAUCAGAAGUUAGGCGGGCAGUUGUUGCGUUUCAGUGGCAGAGCAGAGCUCUGUCUCGGUCAACUUUCGAUUUUUAUAGACUGAAUAUGUGGAGAAUUUGUGGACUUGUUCUUUGUUAUUUCCUUCUUAAGAAUGAAUUUAUUUUUGCUACUGUUCUUAGCAAUUUCGAGGGUGUUUCUAUGUAGUUCCUGUUCAGUUAAAUGAAAGAAGCUUGUGGGGAAUUGGUUGGUGUUAGUGGAGGAAGAUGGCUUGAUUAAGUCAUUGAUAUCAAUGGUGGGGUGGGAUGGUACUUCAAUAUUCAUACUCGUUUCGAAUCAAAUACUGAUAAAGUUAGGUAACAUUCGCAUGGGUCGAGAUCAUAGUAGGUCGAAUCAUUAUUAUAUAUUAUUUGAAGAAGAUAUUUUAUUUUUAUUGAUGAAACAUAGAGAAAAUAUGCUAUAAAUGAAUUAGAAAUAAUAGUUAGAUUAAUAAUGUCAGGUCAUUUUUAUUAGAUAUACAUAUUAAUUAAUCUUCGAUUAAACUUCACUUCCUCUAGACAAUCAAUUGAAAGUUGAAGUUUUGCACUUAUUUAAAGUAUCAUUGGAUGAAAAUAUGAGUUAAGAUAAACCAGAAUGGGACAAAUAGAAACAUAAUAUUGAGAGCAAUCGAAGUACAAUAAGUCAAGGACGAGGGACGUUGUGAACCAGAGCUAAAGUAGUACACAUUGCCGUGCCCCAACUGGUUCAAAUUUCCAUAAGUAAAUUGGUGAUUGACACUGAAAUAGUAAUGAAGUUUAAUUACUACUUACACAAAGUCUAUGCAAUCCUCAUUAUUAUUGUGUCUAUUAAAAAGAUAAUCAAAGUCGUCUUGUUUAGUCAGAAAUAUGAGGUCUCCACCUAAAAGAUCAACAAAUUUGUCAUUUUUGUUUAUGGUGGUAUUGUAGUAGAGGUUGGUUAGUUUUUUUUUAAUUGACGUCUUAGCAUCUAAUUGGUAUUAAGGAUCGAACGAUCAUGAGCAAUACCCAUAAUGUCAUGUAACAACCAUUGUUCAAGACUGGGGGCACACACAUUGAAGUGGUGUGUGUCAAAAUUAACAAAGCGACUCUUGUUAGCUAAAAACUCAGCUGCAAAAUUAGCUUCUCUAAGCACAUGUCCUAUUCUAACCUCAUAAUCAAGAUUAAGAAGGACGUAGAAUUGUCUUGCAAGUAUCAUGUGAAGAUGAUCAUCAUCAAAAUAGUUUCUAACGAUGUCAAUUGCAGCCGUGGAUGCUUGGCUUACACUGCAGAAUUGGACAUCAUCAUCAAGAAUCAAGGCUUAUAUUGCAGAAUUGAUGCUUGGUUUAACAUCAUCGAGCAAGCCCAACACAGAGACACAAAUGACUGCUAUGAACCAACAAACUAACAAAGCAAUACCAUAUUGAGCUCAUUUCUUGGAAACUACCUGAUGUUGGAUGGAUUCAAGUUCACACGGAUAUAUCAGUUAUUUCUUCCUCAGGAAGAGUUGUUGCAGGUGGUCUUCUUCGAGACCAUUUGGGAAGAUGCCCUGAUGUCUUCGUCUGCAACCUUGGCUCGUGUUCUAUCACGAGUGCUGAACUUAAAGGUGCGAUUGAGGGAUUGAAGAUUGCUUGGGAGAGAGGGAACAAGAAGGUCCAACUCAAUAGAGGUUGGUUAAUUAGUUAUGAUUGAUCCUUGGCGAAUAAGGAUUUGAGUGUUUACGAUAUGUAUGUUGGUUAACAAACAUUCUAGCGUUAAUAGCAAACAUUGGAAGGACAGUUUAGUAAGUAUUUUGAGAUCAUCGAUAAGUAUUCGAUUAUAAUUUGUUAGAGAGUGGUAUAAGAUCCAACAUAACUUUCUCCCCAUAACUCGAGUUAUUGGAACCAACUGGUUUAUGACAUAAUUAGUAAGCAUGCAUGGGUCCUUCGGCAACAAGCAUUUGGAGACCAUAAUUAUGCAUUCGGAGAGUGAUUAACGACUAGUAAGCAUCCAUGGGUCCAUUAUUUGUAGAAAAAUAUGGUUUAGCAAAGACAUGUGGUUGAAUAAUGAAUGAAAGAUUGUUCA
Messenger RNA from Linum trigynum, 3464 nucleotides. NCBI's taxonomy places the organism in Eukaryota, Viridiplantae, Streptophyta, Magnoliopsida, Malpighiales, Linaceae. The record is from the annotation of a GenBank genome assembly.